UUUGUCCUCACCGUACGGAUGGCUGAGGAUGGCUCCGCUUCUCGUGGGGCUGCUCCCGAUGCCUUGCAGUUUACAGCCCUGUGUCCUGCUUCAGGAGCAGCUUGGCCACCCAUGCAGCAAGGCCAGCUGGUUUGUUGAGGCAGCAGACACAUGAGCUGACCUUGCUUUUGAGAAAAAACAGAAAAAGGAAUUUUUUCAUUUUUCCACAGAAGAAUGGAGAUGCAAACAGUCCAUUGAAGGACUUCAUACCCAGUUGUUCACUAGGCAUUUGAGCUCACUGAGGAGUACUACAUCCAUCAUGGGUGCAUUCCUGUAGCUGCAGUCUUAACCCAGGUGAAGUUUGCCACCUGACAGAUUUGUAAUUAGACUCACCAGUUGUUUCUGUGGUACUUGAAAGAGUUAACCUCUACACAUAAAGCAAAAGUUUGUCCAAACAGUGGCUCUUUUGAAUUUAGCAUAUGACAGCCUUGGUCGCACAUGUGGAAACCAUCUAAGUGUCUGCAAGCACAGUAUUAAAACAUAUAAAAGUUGUCUAAAUUAUGAAUUACCUUGUGUGAAUUCCAUCUCCUUGAUAAAUGCUAGAAGAUAAUUACAAGUGAUCUAAAUUCCUGCAAAAUCAUAGUGAAAAUGAGUUGGAGAACAAUUAAUUUCUGAUAUACAUGACAGGGAAAAAGUUUGCUAUUAGCUUUAUUCCAUUUUCUGUUGCAGAUCAGGUUUCAGUCAUUCCUGGCAUGUGAUAUAAUUAUCCCAUAUACCCAUAUGCUUAUAUACAAUACUGCUAGUUUACACUUAGCCAUAUUUUUUUUAAGCAAGUGAAGUCAUCAGCCUCUUUCUUCAUGGUAGCCCGGGAGCUGCUCAGUAACUGGAUGAAGUUCCAACUGCAACUGGAGCUGAGUGAUGGAGAAGAGGAAGUUGACUCUGUCCUUCAGGAAGAGCCUUCUGCAGCUCCUCCGAAACUUGUGCAGCUAUCUGGAAUGUGAAAUGGAAAGUUCCUCUGUCCAGAAAUACCUCCAGCAUCUUUUGCAGAGUGAAGCUGUGAACUGUGGGAUAGCAAAACACCUUAGACUUGAAGAGAUCAAGGAAAAAAAAAGACUUGCAGAUCCACGAAUAAUCAUGGAGCUCAGACACAAGCAGGUGAAAGAAAACCGAAUGAGGCAUCAGAGGGCUUUAGAGCUUCAGAGACAAGAAGAGUCCCUGAAGAAAGCAAUUCUGGCUGAGGCCAGGCUCCAAGCACAAGAAGAGGACAGAAAGAAGGCCCUGCAGGCUAAAAAGGAGGAGGAGGAGAUCCAGAGGGAAAUAGUAAAGCUGAGAAAGGAAAUGGCUGAGAAGAAGCACACCAUGGCAAAAGAUUGGCGAAUGGAGGGGAAGAGGCAAGAAAAAACUCAGAAGCUGUCAAGGCAGGAGGUGUCUGCUGUGUCACCACCCCUGGUCCUGAAGAGAGAAGAGCAAGAAGAGGAGAAACAGAGAAAGACGCAGGAGUUGGUGCGCUGGAUUCACACCAGUAAGCAGAGAUGCUUGAAACGACACUUUUCUGCUUGGCUGAAAGUCAUUCUGGAGCACAGAAUUAAAAUGGGAAAAGCCAGAGCCCUUGCUGACUGGAGAUGCCAACUGAAGGCCCUGCGAGCUUGGAGAAACUACACUUGGGCCCAGAAAGUAGAGCAGGAAACACAGCAUCUCCAAGAUCAAAACAGGAAAACCCAACUGGCUGUGGAGCACAACCAGCGACACCUCCUGCGCUGCUGUUUUCUGGCCUGGCAGCACUGGAGCCGAGCAGAGACAGAAAAGCGAGAGCUGCAGAUGAAGAGGGAGCAGACAAAGAGAAAGAUGGAACAGCUGCUGGAGGCUGUGUCACUGGGGAAAGGUGGGGACAGGCCACUGGAGGCUAACAAGCCUGGGACAGCAGAAGUAAACCAACAUCAAGAUUUACAGCCAGACAAGCCAACUGAAACUUGCCUCAUACAGAAAGCGCCUGAUCAGACCAGAGAGGAGUCUUGUUGGGAUGUUGUUCACACAUCGCAUUUCUGCAGAAACCCCAAAUUUGCCUGGGAGAUUACAAUUAAACAUGCAGCCCUGAGUGCCCAGGACCAGGCUAUGUACAUGAAUCAAAUAACCACAGUCCUCCAGCAGUUUCAGGCAACCAGUCCAAAGACAUCUCCUGCUUAUGGUAGUCGUUUUGAGCACCGUCACGCCUUCCAGCAACGUGUGAUUGAGGAGCAGAGGCAGCAGCUUCAGAAACAGCAAGAGCUGAUCCUUAAACUGCAGGAAAAUCAGAAGCUGAGCAGAGAUAAAGAAGAGGCAGCACAAGCUAUUGCUGUAACACAGAUGUUUAACAAUUCUGUUUCUCAAACCAGGGAGGAAAAACAAUCCAGAUGCAAAAAUACAACCCCUUUGAGCCCACCUGAUUGUCAUGGGCCAGGAAACACAAAGGCAGCAAUGCAAGGCAGGAGGCCCUCCAGCCGUCUGACCUCACCUCAUCCCAUACUGAAAGGGAUGGAGGAGAGAGCGAUUCAGCGGGCAGAACAGAGGAAGAAAAUAGAAGAAGCCAAACAACGAAAAGCAGAGGAAAAACUGGCCCAGCUGAAGGCUGAAGAGGAAGCACUACAGAGGAAGGAAGCUGAGGAAAAGGAAGCACAGCGGGAGAAACGCCGGGAGGAAAGAAGGCAGCAGAAGCUGAAAGAACUGGAGAAGCAGAGGAGGCUGGAGGAAGAGCAGCACCUCCAGAAAAAGGCUAGAGAUCACUAUGAGAAGGUCCUUCUCAGAAAGCUGGGCAUAGUACCAUGGAAAAGGCUGAGGGAGCAAGCCAAGGAAAACCUAGUGGUGGCACAAAGGCACCACAGCUUGGGCCUGCAGAGGAAAUGCCUGAUGACUUGGCUGCAGGUCGCCCAGCAGAGUCUCAGGGAGAAGAUGUCUCAGGCUGAGGACUUCUAUUCCCAUAUGUUACUGAGAUGGGGCUUCAGGAACUGGCUAAAGUACAAGGAUUAUCUCUCUACUCAGGACGAGAGAGCAAGUACCUUCCACACAGUCUGCCUCAUGAGGAAGUGCUUCUGGGCAUGGUUUGAUCAUACCUUGGAAGAAAAAAGGGCCUUAUGGGAGAAGCUGAAGAUUGCUGCUGAACACAGUAACAAGAGACUUACACUGAAUGCAUUCAAGGCAUGGAGGCAGUAUCCAUUACUGAUGAAAAAGGAAAGGGAAAGAGAAGAAAGAAGAAACCAGCUACGCAGGAGAGUAGCUGAAAUUCUCCCCAACUUCCAAACAUGACAAAAGAGAGUCAGAUGGGAUGGGAAGGAGACAACAAGACCAGUUCUGUUCAGUGACAUCUCCCUGCUGACUGAAACACAUCCAGGGGGAGGGCUUACCAAGUCUAGAGGGUCUUAGAGACAAAGGGAGCCCCCUGUGGUCACUGUUGUUGUAAACAAAGCCUAGAUGGAAGCUUACCUGACAGUUUAAUGUUGCAUUUCAAGAAGUCAUUCCCCUCAAGCCUCUGUAGCGGUGUCUUGGCUGGUGGCCAUGAAGCCCAAAUAACCAAAGCUUAGCACAGGGUAAGUUUGAGGCCAAGGCCAUUUCCACAUGCAGAGCUGCAGCAAUGACAUGAAUCCUCCUCCAUCCAAGGAAGCACAGAGUUGAACUGCACCUCUUUUUGCCUAAGAAGUAACCUGGUGCUUUUUUGUUGGCAAUACUCUAUAGGGUGACAGCUUGUCCAGAGGGCAGACAGACCUGACUGUCAGCUGACCCCUAACCACUGCUGUGAACUUGGCCACCCAGAGCACAGUUUCUAGCUAAUUGUGCCAGGAAAGUUUGGAUGAGAGGAGGAAAGGGAAGAGCUGUUUAUGCAAACCAUAUUUGCUAAUGAUACAGAUCACAUCAUUGCAUAUGGAAAGUCUAAAACCUGUGUUCUUUUGCAAGAGGCUGCCUUGUUUGCAGCACAUGCUUUGAGUGUGGUAUCAAGCAGUGAUCCCAAGUUUAUGAGCCUCAAUUGUCAUUUAAACACUGCCCAAGCUGUUUAAUACUUCAGGGUGUAUUGUGCAAGUCUGUCUGGGCUGUUUGAUCCAGUACUUCAAAGAAACAAAAAGACAAAACUCCAUGAAAAAGGCAGAUUUUAGCUUUUACAGAAGCUAAAGCUGACAUGAUUAAAAUGAAAGUUUCACACACUACUGUUUAACCUUAACCUGCAGCAUAAUGCAGACAGGGUAAUGUCAUUCAGGUACGCUAUGUCUUAGCAACAACAUAAGGCAGGAAGCUGGAAUCACUUCCCCCUCACAGCCAGAUAGGCAAAGCGCUCCAAAAGCAUUUGGCAGUACAGGAAGUACUUGAGUAAUACCAGAAAGACAACAGUUUAUUGUUAUCUUCUAACAGAUGAUGAGAAAAACUCAUAUAUAUGCUGAAAGUUUUCAAUAAACCCA
Messenger RNA from Poecile atricapillus (Black-capped chickadee), 4400 nucleotides. It is a transcript of the gene CCDC191, whose product is annotated as coiled-coil domain containing 191. The coding region runs from base 898 to 3258 and encodes 786 amino acids. Gene Ontology annotation, molecular function: phosphatase binding. The transcript is spliced from 14 exons. The record is from RefSeq and is a predicted model, not a curated record. NCBI's taxonomy places the organism in Eukaryota, Metazoa, Chordata, Aves, Passeriformes, Paridae.